Messenger RNA from Westerdykella ornata, 522 nucleotides. RefSeq lists its product as uncharacterized. The record is from RefSeq and is a predicted model, not a curated record. The transcript is spliced from 2 exons. Lineage: Eukaryota; Fungi; Ascomycota; Dothideomycetes; Pleosporales; Sporormiaceae. The coding region runs from base 1 to 522 and encodes 173 amino acids.
AUGUCCAAGUACCUAACUGAAUCCGAUUUCUCAACUGAUGAGGAGUUCACUGCGUAUAUGAAGCGAGAAGGCUACAAUACGCAUCUAGAUUUUGAGCCGGAACCUCCCACGUGCCCUCCACCACGCUCUCACCCUGAUCCGGCUAUAAUGGCAUCGGCUGGGAAGAAUGCUGCCGAAUUGUUACGUUCCCCAGACUACACUCCAACUGAUUUCCAGAAACAUCUGAGGGUUGUGGAGAAAUGGCUCGAAAAGAAGAUUACCAAAGACAAUAGAAAGAGCUUGCUCAAGGAAAAGGGUGCAGACCUAGAUCACUUGGAGACCCUCGAGAGAAACGCGAUGGAGGCAUUGGAGAAUGCUAGAAGGGAGUUUGAUAAGUUCGAUGAUAGUCAAAUUCGUACGACGAAGAAGGGACUUCAUAAAUAUAAAGUGGAUGAUAUCAGGAAGGAGUCUGAAACCAGGAGGGACGCCAUUAAACGGAAGUUGCAAAAGCUUGAAGAGUUUAGGAAAAGGUCCCCAUCCUGA